CGGCCCGGGACCCUCACAUUACGUAACACUAAACGCACAGGACGGCGCACAAACUAUGUGAUUUUAUUUUAUCUUACAUUUUUCUACGGUUUUUGAUUACUUAUACAAUUUUUAGGCAUAAGUAUAGUGAUAUUAUGUUAACUGUCGGGGAUAUAAUUCAGGUGGUUUUAUGUUUCGUUAUUUUGGGAUUUAUUGAUAAAAUAGAAUCUUUUUACUAUCUUUAUAAAAUUAAACACAAAGAAGAAAACAAUAAUAAUAAAGAAGGAGAAGCUCAAGAAGCAGAAGAAGUGAAUAUUGUUGGUAGCAUUGUGGUGGAGAUUGCUCCGGAGUGAUACAAAUUUAAAACAAAAAUUCGAUCGAUUGUUUUAGUUAUAGUUAAUCGUAAAUAAUUAGUAAUAGGUCUUUGUUAUUAGAAGAGAUACGAAAUCAAAACAAAUGAAUAGUAUUGUACUAAAUGUGACAAUACUCAGUAAUUCAUUUCAUUGAGAAUAAGAAGAUAUUCAUCGAUAGUCGUAUGUUGUGUUGAGUGAUAUUUACAAGAUGACAAUGGAACGUGAUCGCGGUGAGCGCGACUACAUCGGAUUCGCGACCCUGCCCGAGCAAGUGCACCGAAAAUCGGUGAAGCGCGGAUUUGAUUUCACACUAAUGGUUGUGGGGGAGUCGGGACUCGGCAAGUCAACACUUAUCAACAGCUUAUUUUUAGGAGACCUUUACAAGAAUAGAAAAAUACCAGACGCACAGGAUAGAAUAGAAAAAACAACAACGGUAGAAAAGAAAACAAUGGAAAUCGAAGAACGGGGUGUAAAGUUGAGAUUGACAAUAGUGGACACACCUGGGUUUGGAGAUGCUAUUAACUGCGAAGACUCUUGGAGAGUUUGCUCUGCAUACAUCGACGAACAGUUUAGACAGUACUUCACUGAUGAAAGUGGAUUAAAUCGACGUCACAUGCAAGAUAAUCGAGUGCAUUGCUGUCUCUACUUCGUUCCGCCCUGGGCCCAUAGUUUACGUCAUGUGGAUUUGGAAAUGAUGAGACGGCUUCACCGCAAAGUGAAUAUUGUAGUGGUAAUAGCGAAAGCGGACUCCCUAACUGCAGCCGAAGUAAAACGGCUAAAGACGCGAAUACUUAACGAUUUGGAAGAACAUCAAAUACAAGUUUAUCAAUUUCCUGAAUGCGACAGUGACGAAGAUGAAGAGUUUAAGCAACAAGACCGAGAGCUAAAGGCAGCAGCUCCAUUCGCUGUAGUAGCUUCAGACGUUGUAUUGGAAGUAGGAGGCAAACGGGUACGCGGACGACAGUACCCAUGGGGAAUUGUCGACGUUGAAAAUCCACGGCACUCUGACUUCACGAAGCUCCGGACGAUGCUGAUCUCAACUCAUAUGCAAGACCUAAAAGAUGUGACGCAGGACGUGCACUAUGAGAACUUCCGAGCGCAAUGCAUCUCACAGAUAUCGCAACAUGCUAUGCGGGAAAGAGGAAAGCUGAAGAGGGAUUCGAUGGGAAACAACAACGAAGUAGUAAUCACAGAUACAGAUCGUUUGUUGCUGCAGAAGGACGAAGAGAUCCGACGUAUGCAAGAUAUGUUAACGCAGAUGCAAGAAAAACUCAAAGCUUCCGAUAAAAAACACGACAGUAUUAUAGAUGUAUAGAAAAUAGACUGCAAUAUAUUUAGAGUAGCAUUAAAACUAAAACUACUCACAUAGAUGUAAUAAAUUAUGAAAACCUCUUUAGAAAAUUCAAAUGAAUUUAGAUUUUUUAUUAUAAUAAUAAUAGGUACCUAAUGUAACACAAAUCAUAUAACAGUCGGUAAUUUAAAUACUUAGUAACAGAAAAACACAGUCUUCAUAGAGAUAGUCCACUAGGAAUGUAUGGCUCGGUUAAGACUACCAAUUUCGUCUGCGAGGUAAAAACAUAAUUUAUGCAAAGAUAAUCUUUUAUGGAGUUCCUCGAUCCAAAACUGCCGCAAGUCGAGGACGCGUCGUGGGGCAACAGUAUAGUUGGUUGUGCCACUCCGUGUCUAAUAUUGAUGUGCACUAAAUUGGAACGCGCGACAAACAUCACAACGACGAUACAACGCAACUUCCGCAAACGAUGGAGCUAUUUUCCGUGCCAUAAAUUCUACCUUUCCCACACGAUCGAUCGAACACACCACCUGCCUAUCAAUCUGUUAAUACCUAAUUAGGGAUAAUUUAGACAAAAUUAUUACUUCUCAUGUAUCCUUUUGUCAAAAGUAGUUAGUUAGGUGUAUUUUAUCUUCGCAAUAAUAAUAAACAUAGACUAAGUAAUUAUAUCUUGUACCUAACUAUCUCAUAAUUAACACCUUUUUAUGUUUUCUAUAAACUUGUUAUAUCUACCGUUGAGUACGUUUACAUUAUUUGUAUGCAACCUAUAUAUUGUGACCAAGUAUUUAUUAUCUACACGAAAUAUUUCGAAAAAGCUCGUUUUUAAAAGAGAUAGUUUUCAUAAAACAAUGUACUAUUUUUGCUGAAAAUUCCUACACUUUAACUCUUUUUUGUUUAACAAGUAGCUAGAUAGUCUGUAAUUCACGGAAAGCUUUACCUUACACAUGGUUAGUGGGUUUAUCUAAACAAUAAAAAUCUGCAUCUAAAAAAAAUUCACGACACUUUAUUUACAAGGUAAUUAUAGUUUUUGUGCCUCGGGUACUUCUAAUAAUUUAUAACACAAUCACUUCUAACACAAUCUAGGCAUACCAAAGUAUUUAUUUAAUUUUGUUCUAUAUAAUUAUUGAAAUAAAGCAGCAAGUAAGUAAAUUGAUACUUUACCAA
Spodoptera litura is the source of this 2784-nucleotide messenger RNA. It is a transcript of the gene Septin4, whose product is annotated as septin 4. Gene Ontology annotation, molecular function: GTP binding. The record is from RefSeq and is a predicted model, not a curated record. NCBI's taxonomy places the organism in Eukaryota, Metazoa, Arthropoda, Insecta, Lepidoptera, Noctuidae.